GAUAGAGAGACAUCAGGAGAGUCAAAGGGGAGGAGGAAAGAGGCGAAAGGAAGGAAAGAGGAGGAGGAGAAAAUAUCGGGAGAAAAAGUUUGAAAGGAAUAGAGAAAGGGCUCAGUGGAAAAGCAGUAAACGGGGGUUGAAAGUGUCUUUGUGUGGAUUUUAGUGGUGCCGGGGAGCCGCUGGGCACGCGCCUGCUGCUGGCUGGAUAUAUGAGUUUGAGUCCACGAUGAGGAGCGACCCUGUUCUCUUCUCUUCUAAGAGGGCGAUGGAGGAGCUGGUGUGUGAGCUUCGUCUGUUCCUGGACCUGUUGGACAGGGAGUAUCUGAGCGCUGGGGUUCGAGAGAAAAAGAUGCACAUCUCCAACAUCCUCCACAGAGUUCUCUCAGAUAAAGAGCCUUCGUUCAAGUCAGAGAUCCACAGCGGUCUGCCAGCUCCGCCUCAGAUGCCCCUCCCUGAGAUCCCUCAGCCCUGGCUGCCUCCUAACAGCAGCCCUCCUCCUCUGCCCAGCUCCUCUCUGCCAGAAGGCUACUAUGAGGAGGCGGUGCCUUUAAGUCCUGGAAAGGCUCCUGAAUACAUCACUGCCAACUAUGAUUCGGACGCCAUGAGCAGCUCCUAUGAGUCAUACGAUGAGGAAGAGGAGGACGGGAAGGGUCAGAAGAUGCGUCAUCAGUGGCCGUCUGCAGAGGCAUCUAUGGAUCUGGUGAAGGACGCUCGCAUCUGUGCUUUCCUGCUUCGCAAGAAGCGUUUUGGCCAGUGGACCAAACUCCUCUGUGUCAUCAAAGAUAACAAACUGCUGUGUUACAAGUCCUCCAAAGACCACAAUCCCCAGAUGGAGCUGACCCUGUCAGGGUGCAGCAUCACUCACAUCCCCAAAGAUGGCAAGAAGAAGAGACACGAAUUGAAAAUUGUCCACCAAGGUGCAGAUGCGCUGGUGCUAGCCGUGCAGAGCAAAGAACAGGCCGAAGAGUGGCUCAAGGUGAUGAGAGAGGUGUGUCUUAAUGGGGGUGUAGACUUGGAUGCAGCUGGAUCUGGAUCACCAGUGCAUAAACCUGAACUGGAAAAGAAGUCAUCGUGUGACAGACCGAGCUCAGAUGGUGAGGCACCCCAUGAAAACGGACACAGUGACUGCAAGGACCAAGGAAAAGGAAAGAAAAACUCAAAGUCAGAGCAAAAGAGUGGGACAGUGGGGAAAGGAGCAGGGAAGAAGAUCACUAAAAUCAUUGGGCUGGGGAAGAAGAAGCCGUCCACGGAUGAGCAGACCUCGUCAGCAGAAGAAGACGUACCUACAUGUGGCUACCUGAAUGUGCUGUCCAAUAACCGUUGGAGGGAGCGCUGGUGCCGGCUGAAGGACAACCAGCUGCUGCUCCAUAAGGACCGUGAUGACCUGAAGAGCCACAUCGCCUCGCUGCCCCUCCGUGGCUGUGAGGUCAGCCCCGGCCUCGAUCACAAACACCCCUUCGCCUUCCGCCUGCUUCGUAACGGCCAAGAGGUCGCUGUACUGGAGGCCUCCUCCUCUGAGGACAUGGGUCGCUGGUUGGGGAUUUUAUUGGCUGAGACGGGCUCAACCACUGACCCAGCCACCCUGCACUACGACUACAUUGACGUGGAGACCAGCGCCAACGUCAUCCAGCUGGCCAAGCAGUCCUUCUGUUUCACAAGUAAGCGUGCUGUCUCUCCUAACCCGUACCUGGACAACCCCGUCAACGGCUACGCCUGCCCCACCGGUAUGGCUCUGCACUAUGAUGAUGUGCCCAUUAACGGAAUGGACCCGGAGACUCAGUACUCCAGUCCCAGCACAGGGGGGCGCCAGCUGAAAGAGGAGGUGCACUAUGAGAACGCUGAGCACUAUGAGAACAUGCCUUUGGCCAAGCUGGACAGUCGUUAUCCUCCUAAGCCUUCCUCUUCUUCCACUUCCUCUUCCAACACCUCUACCAGUCUCUACAAAACCCCUGUUUCUAAAGUCACCUCUAAGUUCCUCACUGCUGACACUAAAAAUAAAGCCACUACUCAGCUGAAGGGAAAGAAGGGAUCAGGGCCAAACGGGGUGGCAUCGAAGCAGAAGGCCGAGCCAAAGAACCAGAAGAAGAACGGAGUCAAUGGGACCAAUGGGACGGCGUCUAUGAAACGCAACAACUCUAUUGGAGACCAGUGUAAGUACGGGAAAAACCGCGUGGAGGCCGACGCCAAGCGGCUGCAGGCCAAGGAGGAAGAGCUGAUGAAGAAGAAGCAGGAGAUCAGGAACCAUCUGACCCAGCUGAAGAAGGAGAGGAGGGACCUGCGUGAUGCAGUGGAAGCUGCUGCUGGCAAACGCUCCCAUGUCUCGCUGUCUGAGCGACUGAAGAAGGUGGAGGAGGACUGCAGGAAGAGGGAGGAGGAGCGGGUGAACCUGGAGCUGGAGCUGACGGAGGUGAAGGAAAGCCUCAAGAAAGCCCUCAGCGGUGGGGUCACCCUGGGCCUGACCAUCGAGCCAAAAGCUGGCGGCUCCUCUGCAGUCCAGUCACCAACCAUGUUGCGACGGAACCAGGAGUCUUCUCCGUUCUCCAGCUGUGACACCAGCGACACAGAGUCCUGCUCCCUGCCGGUCAACAGCGCCUCGCUGCUCCGCCGGCAGCAGGGCAGCCAGAAGGCUUCACCGGUCCGGGGACACGUCCUCAGGAAGGCCAAGGAAUGGGAGCAGAAGACCGGCACAUAAAUCACACAUCCCUCACAUCGCUCUUACUUUCAUUAAUUUUUUUCUUUUCAAUAAAUUGUUUAUAUAUUUAUUUAAAACUGUUCAUGCAGUCCAAGAGUGUAUUAAGGAGCACACAAGCAUAGCAUUAAGCAACAUAUUGAGCAUGCUUAGUGGAGGACGAGGGUGGACUAUACUUUCUCCUCCAGCAGCCACCUUCUUUUCUUUUCACUCAAAUCUGUUCCAGCAGAUUUACAGUUUGGGUUCAUAAAGGUCAAAGGUCAAAACCAAGUAUUUAUUUGUAAAGUUUUUAGAGGAAAUAGUAGCUUCCCUUUGUUUAUUUAUGUUGAUAUAUUUAAAGUUUUUUUUAAUUUGUGGCACCACUCAUUCAUGGUGUCAGCAUCAGCAAACCAAGCGCAUCACAAUAAUCAUAACACACACCAGCUAAGUAAUAAUGCAGGGGCAUUUCAAGAAGCAGAAUUAUUCUCAAGAUCAUCCAAACUCUAAAAAAAACAAUGAUGUCUUUUUUUUUCUCGGCUUUAUUGGAUGAUGAAAUACAGAGGACAGGGCUCCACACUGCAAAAAAGCCAACUUGUUUUUUUUGGCCUAAAACAGUGAUUUAAGUUGGUAAAACUUGGAAAUAUAAAUUAUUGACAUUUAGGGCAAUAACGUAAGUUAGCACAACAAAGGAAGCCAGUUGUCUGCUCAAAAACAAGUUGGUGAGUUGUUGUUGUUGGUCUUUGUUGUGAAAUGCGGGAAAGCGGUGAAAUUCGGUCAUUAGCGAAAGCUAGCGGCUAACUGAUGCUAGCGGCUAACUGAUGCUAGCGGCUCUGCUUGUUACAGCUACAAGAGUAGCCAUUAGCGUAUCAAUGCUAACUUAAAAUUGUGGUAGCAACAUUAGCUGACAUUUCAUAGCGGCGUUAAAAUCGUGCCAAUUCAGCACAUUGCAGAAGUUAGCAGAAGUAAGGAUUAAAAGUUAUUAUAACUUAUUAUGUAAAAUUAUAAGUUAGUAAAACUUAUAGUUGAGUUGACAAAAAUCGGAAUUCAAACUUAAAAUAUUUAGUUUAAUUGUCCAACUUGAAAUUUUAUCGAAGUUUGUUGCCUUGAAAUUUUGAGUUCACCCAACUUUUCUUUUUUUGCAGUGCAGCUGGAUUUGAACCAAAAGCUAAGCCUUAGUGGUAUGCCUGUAGCAUAGUUAUUAAUGAAACUAUAAAUAUGGACAUCUGAAUUGCUGAAUACAUUACUUUGAUCACUAAUAUCUGUCUCCCUCUGAUUGGAAAAAUCAACCAAUACCAAUCUAGCCAACAAGUUAGCUACAUUCAUGAAAAUAGAAAAUGAAAAAUGAAAAAGUUAUCUGCUCCUUGCAACAACUACCAUAGCUUAUGUGCUGACUGGAAGUGAAUGGAAUGAAUUUGGGUCAUUUUCUACAGAGUGGAUAGGGAAACAAUACAAAUAUCAACCUGCCGAAACAUAAAUUAACAUAAAAUAGGCACAGAUUUGUCAGCUACACCUAACUGAAACCUGUUGUGGCCAUUGGUAGCUGCCAGUGUUCAGAGUCUUUAGA
Centropristis striata (black sea bass) is the source of this 4232-nucleotide messenger RNA. RefSeq names its product actin filament associated protein 1 (gene afap1). The transcript has 18 exons. Gene Ontology annotation, cellular component: cytosol. Gene Ontology annotation, molecular function: SH2 domain binding; SH3 domain binding. The record is from RefSeq and is a predicted model, not a curated record. NCBI's taxonomy places the organism in Eukaryota, Metazoa, Chordata, Actinopteri, Perciformes, Serranidae. The coding region runs from base 227 to 2692 and encodes 821 amino acids.